Molecule: messenger RNA, 2433 nt
Organism: Eutrema salsugineum
Lineage: Eukaryota; Viridiplantae; Streptophyta; Magnoliopsida; Brassicales; Brassicaceae
Product: putative clathrin assembly protein At1g14910
Biological process (GO): clathrin-dependent endocytosis; clathrin coat assembly; vesicle budding from membrane
Cellular component (GO): clathrin-coated vesicle; clathrin-coated pit
Molecular function (GO): clathrin heavy chain binding; 1-phosphatidylinositol binding; SNARE binding
Source: RefSeq, a predicted model, not a curated record
UUGCUCCUUCUCUUCCUUGUUUCUUUCUUCUCAGUCUCUCUGUACCUUGGAUUUUUCUCAGAGGUUUUCUCGGGGAACAACACAUCUGAGAAGAGAAGAUUCGAGAGAGAGAGAGAGAGAGAGAGAGAGAUCUGAUUCGCGUGGCCUCUGAUGGGAACGCUUCAGACAUGGCGAAGAGCUUAUGGAGCUUUAAAGGACACCACCAAAGUCGGCCUUGUCCGAGUCAACAGCGACUACGCCGAUAUAGAUGUUGCCAUAGUCAAAGCUACUAACCAUGUCGAGUGUCCUCCCAAAGACCGGCAUCUCAGGAAAAUUUUCGUUGCAACAUCAGCAACUCGGCCUCGAGCAGAUGUUGCUUACUGCAUUCACAAGCUUUCCCGGCGAUUGCACAAAACCAGAAAUUGGACGGUUGCACUAAAAGGACUGCUUGUUUUACACCGGCUUCUAAGGGAGGGUGAUCCUACAUUUAGAGAAGAGCUAUCGAAUUUUUCUCAAAAAGGACGCUUCCUGCAACUUUCUAAUUUCAAGGAUGACUCAAGCACAAUCGCUUGGGAUUGUUCAGCUUGGGUACGCGCUUACGCAUUAUUUCUCGAGGAACGGCUUCAAUGCUUCAGAGUUCUAAAAUAUGACACUGAAGCUGAACGUCUUCCUAAACUUUCCCCUGGGCAGGAGAAGGGGUAUAGCAGAACAAGGGGUAUAGAUGGUGAAAAACUCUUGGAACAGUUACCAGCAUUACAGCAGCUUUUACAUCGUCUCAUUGGUUGUAAGCCAGAAGGCGCUGCUAACCACAAUCAUAUCAUACAGUAUGCACUCGCUCUGGUGCUAAAGGAGAGCUUUAAAGUUUAUUGUGCCAUCAAUGAAGGAAUCAUCAAUCUAGUAGAAAAGUUUUUUGAAAUGCCAAGACAAGAUGCCAUCAAGGCCCUUGGAAUAUACAAGCGCGCGGGUGUUCAGGCUGGAAACCUUUCUGAUUUCUAUGAAGUAUGCAAAGGAUUAGAACUUGCAAGGAAUUUCCAGUUUCCAGUUUUAAGAGAGCCUCCGCAAUCUUUUCUUACAACUAUGGAGGAGUAUAUGAGAGACGCACCUCAAAUGGUGGACGUCUCAUCUGGGCCACUGCUUCUGACUUAUGGGCCGGAUGAGGGGCUUUCUGGUGAAGGUAUUGAACCUUCGGAUGCAGAACAUGAACCAUCAUUUCCUUCAGAUAGUACUAUUAUUCCCUUUGAAGAGACACAACCUUCUCUCCAACCUCCUGCUUCAGCGGAAACUCCACAGAAUAUGAUUGAUACAGAUGAUCUAUUGGGUCUGAACAAUGAUGCACCUGAUCCAUUAGAAAUCCUGGACCAAAAUGCACUUGCUUUGGCAUUGGUUUCUACUGAUGUUGAAUCGUCGAUGUUUGGUUUUGGUCAAGCAAGAGCCUUGGAUCCGUCAGGAUGGGAGCUUGCGUUGGUCACAACACCUAGCAAUGAUAUAACCGCAGCCACGGAGAGGCAAUUGGCGGGUGGUUUAGACACGCUCACCCUGAACAGCUUAUAUGAGGAUGGAGCCUUCAGAGCUGCCCAACCUUACGGCGAUCCAGCUCCCAAUCCAUUCGAGGCCCAAGACCCAUUUGCAUUUUCUGACAACGUUGUACCACCUUCAGCCGAAAGCAACCCAUUUGGUCCCUACCACCAGCCAACCUAUCAGCAACAUCUUGAGGUUGCACCAACAAGCGCUGCAAAUCCUUUUGGUGAUUUUGGGGAAUUUCCAGCACUCCCGGUUUCAGAACUCCAGAUCUCCACCGGUUUUGUGGAAUUUCCAGUAGUAGCGGUUUCAGAACCGCAAAAGACCACCGGUUUUGUGGAAUUUCCAGCACCGACUGUUUCAGAACCGCAAAAGACCAGGUUUGGGGAAUUUCCAUCACUCACGGUUUUAGAACCGCAAAAGACCACCCGUUUUGGGGAAUUUCCAACACUCGCGGUUCCAGAACCGCCAAAGACCACCGAUUUUGGGGAAUUUCCAACACUGACGGUUUCAGAACCACAAAUGACCACCGGUUUUGGGGAACUUCCAACACUUGCGGUUCCAGAACCCCAAUUCCCCACCGGUUUUGGGGAAUUUCCAGUAGUCGCGGUUUCAGAACCGCAAAAGACCAUCGGUUUUGGAGAAUCUACCAUAGUCACGGUUUCAGAAGCCCAAAAACCAACCGGUUUUGGGGAGUUCUCGGCUAAUGCAGGUAUUCCGCAGCAGCAUAACAGCAACCCUUUCGGCGACACUGGAGUCUUGUGAUCGCAUUCGCAUCAUCAUAAAUGCGUCAUCGUCUUAAAUGAUUCUAUUGAUUUUGAGUUAUAGAAUGUGUAGAGUAAGACCCUUCCUGGGUGAAUAUAUAAAUGUAAAAUUGUUUUUCUCUUUGGUGGGAAAGAAAGAAAGAAAUAAAGUAUUUGCGGUGCAUUUUUACCA